UACAUCCUGUCAGUUCUCUGUUCUGCCCUGCGUGGUAUUACAGUGAGCCCGUAUAUACGAAUGUUGCAUUUGCCAUUUAUUACUUAGCUAAUUAAAAAUGCAUAGUAUACAAUCGGUGACUCAUUGUUAUAUUUAUCCUGAUACCAGAUUCAAAUUUACGUAACUCUUAACAGAAGUGACCAGAAGAGAAGAAAAUGGCUUCCAUUUCCAUGACCGAGAGGCAAUCAGCAAGCGCAAUGAGUUCAGAAUAUAAACCCAGAUCCAAGCUUCUGCAUGCUGACAUUAUCAAAGAUUGUAAACAAACCAGUCCAGGACCUCCAACAAAGUAUCUUCUAAUGACAGAGAAAGAGAUUCUGCACGACAGUGAAAAUAUCAGGCGAUGGACUUUUGGUAAAAAGGACCCGAGCAAAAUGAACCGAACGAUAUUGAUGAUGGGAGAAACAGGAGCAGGAAAAUCAACCCUCAUCAAUGUGAUGGUGAACUACAUCCUUGGCGUUGGUUGGGAGGAUAAAUACAGAUUUGAAAUCAUUGCUGAUGAGAGUCAAAGUCAAACUAGGUCACAAACAACUGCCAUCACUGUGUAUGAGAUCUUUGGUCACGAAGGUGAUCACAUUCCAUUUUCUUUAACCAUCAUUGAUACUCCAGGAUUUGGUGACACGAGCGGAAUAGAGCAAGACAAACUCAUCACAAAAAAUCUACAGGAGCUGUUUCAAUCUCCAAAAGGAGUCCACCACAUUGAUGCAGUGUGCUUUGUUGUAAAAGCUGCACAAGUGCGCCUCACACCUACACAGCGGUACAUUUUUGAUUCUGUCCUCUCAAUUUUUGGAAAGGACAUAGAAAAUAACAUUGUGGCACUCAGUACUUUUGCAGAUAGUGGGGAGCCUUUAGUCCUUCAAGCACUGGUAAUGGCAGAAGUUCCAUGUGUCAGAAAUGAACUUGGUACACCUGUUUACUUCAAAUUCAACAAUGUGUUUUCUGGUUUACAAAUGGAUGAAGAUGAUGAAGAACAUAACGAUGAAGAGGAUGAAGAGGAGGAGGAAAAUGAUGAGGUGUGUCAAUCAUCUUGGAAAAUGAGCAUGAAAAACAUGGCCAUGUUUUUUGAAUCACUAUGUACAAUGGAAGCAAAAAGCUUGGUAUUAACACGUCAAGUUUUAGAGAAACGCAAACAACUGGAAAUGGAAGUCCAGAUAUUAACAAAGCAGCUACAAGUUGCAAUGCAGCGGGUAGAAGCACUGAGGAGGGUCAGCGACCAAUUAGAACAACAUCAAGAGGACAUGGAAGCCAACAGAAACUUCUCCAUUCUUUUAGAUGUAAGUCUGAAGGAGAAAUGUGCCGUAAACAAGGAGGCAACAAAUUGUAAUUCUUGCAGGGAAACUUGCCAUCACCCUUGCACAGAAUAUGUUGGGUGUACACGCAUGCAGCAAGACAGAUGCACCGUCUGCAUCAAGAAUUGCAGCUGGAACGAUCAUUGUAAAGAGAAGUUUAUUUAUGUCUUUAAAACAGAAGAAGGUGAAUCAACGUACCUAGACCUAAAGAGAAAGUAUGAAGAAUUGGAAUGGCAAUCGCUGACAGCAAAGAUGUUCCUCAUCAUCUUUUUGAAGGAACUUCAGCUGCAACUCCUUGCCAGCUCCAUCUUAAAUCUUAAAAUACACAGCAUUGUUCAAAAACUGGAUCAGAUCGCUCUGAGACCAAAUCCAAUGAGCGCAGCCAAAUACCUUGACCUCCUGAUUGAAAAAGCGCAAAGGAAUCACAACCCCGAGAGAGUCAAGACACUGACAGAUAUGAAAGAGCAAGAAAAGCUGAAGAAUAACUUCGCCAAUCUGGUUCAUGAAUAAGGGUGUAUCCUGUCAGUAACCACCACAGGAAGAGCUGAGAGUUGAGCCUGCAUAAUGAAUAAUUAUUAAGACAUGUUUAUAGUGCUAAUGUCAAACUAAAUGUGCCAUUACAUAGUUGGGCCAUCCAUUCAUUGGAUCCUCUGCUCAACGUACAGUUUAUGUAUAGUUAAACAAAAUGAUUAAUUUUCAUUACUCUUGUAAGUUUUCUGUAAUGUGUGAAAUAUUUUUGUGAGAUAAUCCAUUGAUACUUUUUCGAACAAAUAUAAUAUUUGUUCGAAAAAUCGACAUUGCGGUUUAGCAUGUGAAUGGAGAAGAAUCUCGUAGACAAGGCGUUAAUUUUGCCAAAUUUGUACUUUGCAUUCUACUUUCUUACAUAUCAGAUUUGAUUGGUGAGUUCAUAAAUGACCUUUUUGACGCAAAUGUCACACGACUUGAGGAGCAGAAGAUCUGUAACUAAAGUUUCAACCGCGAUGGCAGACGUGAAUGGAAAGGGUGUCGACUCCAGUCGGUAAUGGUAAUGGCUCCGACUCCAGUCUGGAAGUAGUCUUACCAGGACUCAUAUCACAGGAACAAAUCAUCUUUAUAAAGGACAGAUAUUCAUUUUUUAACAUUCGGACACAGUUUAACAUGAUUUAUUCUAAACAAUUCUCCAACUCCCCUGAGGUGGUAAUCUCCCUAGACGUCCAUUCGACAGAAUUGAAAGGGAGUACCUAUUUGCUGUUCUUAAAAAAAAUGGAUUUGGGGAAAAAUGUAGCUCAUGGAUCUGUUUCUUGUAUACAUUUCCCCAGGCCAGUGUCUGUACCAAUGACACCCGUUCGGAUUAUUUUGCUCUGGAACGUGGGACACACCAAGGUUGCCCACUGUCCCCUUUAUUAUUUGCCGUCGCCAUUAAGACCCUUUCAGUAGCUUUACGGACAUCUUCCUCUUUCCAAGGUGUAACACGGGAAGGAGUUGAACAUAGGUUAUCAUUAUAUGCAGAUGAUUUGUUACUCUAUGUAAAUAACCCUGUAACCUGUUUGCCUUCUAUCCUUUCUAUUCUGGAGAACUUCGCCUCCUUCUCCGGUUACAUCCUGAAUCUCCAGAAAAGUGAGUGCUUCCCAGUCAAUCCAGCAGCGCUGCAGCUCCAGCAGAUAGAUUUGCUCUUUCCGGUUAGCCACUCUGGUUUCAAAUACCUUGGAUUGAAAUUCAUUAUAUGCUCUUUUGUUCUGCAAACUUUCCUCCCCUUCUUGCGCAAAUGAAAACUGAUUUUCAGAGAUGGGGAAGCUUACCACGAUCACUUAUAGGAAGGAUUAAUGCUGUAAAAAUGAACAGUUUACCCAAAUUCUAUUUCAAUCUAUCCCAUUGUUUUUACCAAAGUGUUUUAUUUUAUUUUAAAGUCAAUCAAUCAGGCGGUUACCACAUUUAUCUGGGGAGGAAGGGUACCCAGAGUCAAUAGAUCUUUACUUCAGAGAUUCAAGUUUAGUGGAGGCCUGGCACUACCCAGCGUUUUAUACUAUUUCUGGUUACAUGCUCCAGAUACCUCAUGGUGCCACCUAAAGGCGCAUUCUUGUAUUUUUGCUUCUCUUCUUGCAUUACUCUGCUUUUCUCUACCAACAUCCCCCUCUCUCUAUACUUGCAAACCUGUAGUGCUUUCCACACUUAAGAUUUGGUACCAGUUUCAACUGUAUUUUAAAAUCUCCUCUGCAUCUACUAUUGACAGGAAUCACUUAUUCCCCGCUUCUCUAAUAGAUAAUGCUUUCUUUCACUGGACGAGGAAAGGUAAUAAAGUCCUUCCAAGACUUAUAUGUACAUUUAUUUUUUUCUAGUUUUCCCAACCUGGCCUCUAAAUACUUUUUGCCUCCAUCUCACUUUUUCUGUUACCUUCAAAUUAGGCAUUGUGUCUCCUCCCAAUUUUCUGGCUUCCCUGCUCCACCCCCUUGCUAAUCCUGGGAUGGUAUAUUGACUCUAUUACCUCGACAGAAAGCAGUCAUUUCUCAGAUCUAUCUGUGUAUUUUGUCAUUGGACAAACACUCCACCAACAAAACAAAAUUUGCUUGGCAAUGGGAAAUGGGUGUUGAAUUUACACAGGAGUGGUGGGACGAGGCUAUUGAUAGGGAAUGCUCCAUUGCAUCUUGAGCUCAUCUUGGUCUCAUACAAUGUAAGGUUUUACAUAGAGUGCAUUUUUUCAAAUCCAGAUUGUCUGAAAUAUAUCCAAAUGUAAAUGAUGAGUGUGAUAGAUGUCAUGUCUCACCAUAUGACCUUAGUCACAUGUUCAUUCAAUGCUUUAAACUACAAAAUUACUGGGAUUCAUUUUUAAAAACUUUAUCUGGGGUGCUUGAAAUGAACCUGCAGCAAUGUACCUUGAUAGCUGUUUUUGGUAUUCCAGGAGACUUGUUCUGGCGAUGUUGUUGCUUUUUACAUCCUUAUUAGCUCACCGUGGAAUUCUUCUCCAGUGGAAGUCUGCUCAGUCCCCCUCUACUUCUCAAUGGCUUAACGAUGUAAUGUUAUUCCUAAAGCUUUAGAAAGUAUUCUCUUAGGGGAUCCAAUGAUACAUUGGAACCCCUAAGAGAAACUCACUGGUCUUCAUGAUGUUACUAAAACUGAAACCAUGAACUCUAAACCCACUGGUCUUCAUGAUGUUACUAAUACUGAAACCAUGAACUCUAAACCCACUGGUCUUCAUGAUGUUACUAAUACUGAAACCAUGAACUCUAAACCCACUGGUCUUCAUGAUGUUACUAAUACUGAAGCUAUGUGUUCUAAAUCCACUGGUCUUCAUGAUGUUACUGAUACUGAAGCCAUGUGCUCUAAACCCACUGGUCUUCAUGAUGUUACUGAUACUGAAGACAUGUGCUCUAAACCCACUGGUCUUCAUGAUGUUACUGAUACUGAAGCCAUGUGCUCUAAACCCACUGGUCUUCAUGAUGUUACUAAUACUGAAGACAUGUGUUCUAAAUCCACUGGUCUUCAUGAUGUAACCCUGCCCAUGCAAAUAUUACGAUACCACAGCUCACAAUCUCCCAGCCUCAAACCCUCUGGGACUGGGGCAGCUUUGUGAGUCUGACUUGGGCUGACGAGGGCUGGGGAAACAGAAUUCACGCUGGACUUUGCAUAACGUUCAAGUUGGGGA
Messenger RNA from Oncorhynchus gorbuscha (pink salmon), 4944 nucleotides. RefSeq lists its product as uncharacterized. Lineage: Eukaryota; Metazoa; Chordata; Actinopteri; Salmoniformes; Salmonidae. Bases 195 to 1835 code for a protein of 546 amino acids. Gene Ontology annotation, molecular function: GTP binding. The record is from RefSeq and is a predicted model, not a curated record. The transcript has 3 exons.